Messenger RNA from Impatiens glandulifera, 2842 nucleotides. Its product is annotated as nitrate reductase [NADH]-like. Lineage: Eukaryota; Viridiplantae; Streptophyta; Magnoliopsida; Ericales; Balsaminaceae. The record is from RefSeq and is a predicted model, not a curated record. The coding region runs from base 46 to 2742 and encodes 898 amino acids. Gene Ontology annotation, biological process: nitrate assimilation; nitric oxide biosynthetic process. The transcript is spliced from 4 exons. Gene Ontology annotation, molecular function: molybdopterin cofactor binding; heme binding; nitrate reductase (NADPH) activity.
CACAUUUUCCAUAAACUUCCUCUUGUCUAACCAACUUAUCUCCCAAUGGCUGCCUCGGUCGAGAACCGGAAGUUUAGUCUUCUCGAUCAGGGUUUAAACGACGUUGUCAUGAAACUCAAACCCGGUCCAGACCACCGGUCUGAUUCUCCAAACCGAGGGUACCAAUUCCAACCGACCAAACCGGUGGUUUUUGAUGACUCGUCUUCCGACGAGGAUGAACCGGAGAAUGACUACACCGAGUUGAUUAAAAAAGGCAACAUGGAGAUCGAGCCAUCGGUUCUCGACUCACGCGACGAAGGAACCGCCGACAAUUGGAUCAAACGUAACCCAUGCAUGAUCCGCUUAACCGGAAAACAUCCCUUCAAUUGUGAAGCUCCCUUAAACCGGCUCAUGCACCACGGCUUCAUCACUCCGGUCCCACUUCACUACGUCCGUAACCACGGUUCAGUUCCCAAGUUAUCUUGGGACGACUGGACCGUGGAAGUGACAGGCCUAGUCAAACGACCAGGCCGAUUCACCAUGGAUCAACUUACGAACGAUUUUGUCAGUUGCGAGUUCCCAGCAACUCUUGUAUGCGCUGGGAACCGCAGGAAGGAACAAAACUUGGUGAAGCAAUCCAUAGGGUUCAACUGGGGUGCGGCCGGGGUUUCCACCUCCGUGUGGCGCGGUGUGCCCCUAAGACUAGUCCUGAAACGAUGCGGAAUACUCAGCCGCGAGAAAGGCGCACUUAACGUGUGCUUCGAGGGUAUCGAGGAUCUCCCCGGAGGCGGUGGAUCGAAGUACGCUACGAGUUUAACGAUAGAAUUGGCUAUGGAUCCGUCUAGGGAUAUAAUACUCGCGUACAUGCAAAACGGGGAGAGGCUGGCGCCGGAUCACGGGUACCCGGUGAGAAUGAUAAUUCCGGGUUUUAUCGGAGGCAGAAUGGUUAAAUGGUUGAAGAGAAUUAUAGUUACUACUAAGGAGUCGGACAAUUACUACCACUACCAGGACAACCGUGUCUUGCCGUCGCAUGUUGACGCGGAGCUAGCCAACGCCGACGCAUGGUGGUACAAACCGGAAUACAUUAUAAAUGACCUGAAUAUCAAUUCUGUGAUAACUACGCCUUGCCAUGAAGAGAUUUUGCCUAUCAAUGCGUGGUCCACUCAGAAGCCAUACAUCAUGCGGGGCUAUGCAUAUUCUGGUGGAGGGAAGAAGGUGACGCGGGUGGAGGUGACGAUGGACGGAGGAGCUACGUGGAACGUCUGCGAUCUAGACCACCCAGAAAAACCAAACAAGUAUGGAAAAUAUUGGUGUUGGUGCUUCUGGUCGCUGGAGGUGGAGGUUCUUGACCUUCUCGCCGCCAAGGAAAUCGCGGUCAGGGCUUGGGACGAAACGCUCAACACGCAGCCUGAGAAGCUUAUAUGGAAUCUCAUGGGGAUGAUGAAUAACUGUUGGUUUAAGGUGAAAACAAAUGUUUGUCGUCCGCAUAAAGGAGAGGUUGGUAUCAUUUUCGAGCACCCUACCCAACCGGCUAACCAACCUGGCGGAUGGAUGGCUCGGGAGCGACUCUCAUCAAGCGUCGACGCAAUCCCUACCGUGAAGAAGAGUGUUUCAACUCCCUUCAUGAACACGACCUCCAAAACCUUCUCCAUCUCCGAGGUCAAUAAACACUCAACCCCUGACUCAGCAUGGAUCGUCGUCAACGGCCACGUUUAUGAUUGCACCAAGUUCCUGAAGGACCACCCUGGAGGAGCCGAUAGUAUCUUGAUUAAUGCUGGAACUGACUGCACUGAAGAAUUUGACGCCAUCCACUCCGAUAAAGGAAAGAAAAUGCUCGAAGAUUAUCGUAUAGGAGAACUCAUCACCGUUGGUUACAACUCAACCACCUCCUCUCCCAACGCCUCUGUCCACGACGGCUCUAACCUCCACUACCUAGCCCCGAUCAAGGAAGUUGUCACAUCUCGUAACAUUGCCUUGGCUAACCCUCGCGAGAAAAUCCAAUGCAAACUCGUGGAAAAGACAUCAAUCUCCCACGACGUUCGCAAAUUCAAAUUUGCUCUCCCAUUGGGGGAUCAGUUCCUAGGUCUCCCCGUCGGGAAACACAUCUUUGUGUGUAGCCAAAUAGAAGGGAAACUCUGCAUGCGAGCCUACACGCCAUCGAGUCCCGUGGAUGAGAUUGGAUUCUUCGAACUUGUCGUUAAAAUAUACUUCAAAGGAACUAAUCCAAAGUUUCCAAAUGGAGGGUUAAUGUCUCAACAUUUGGAUUCACUUUCAAUGGGAGCCAUUGUGGACAUCAAAGGUCCAUUAGGUCAUAUCGAAUACGUAGGUAAAGGGAGUUUCUCGGUUCAUGGUAAACCUAAAUUCGCUCGUAAGCUUGCCAUGCUUGCGGGUGGGACUGGAAUUACUCCAAUGUAUCAAAUCAUUCAAGCCAUAUUGAAAGAUCCGGAGGACCGGACCGAGAUGCACUUGAUCUACGCGAAUAGAACCGAGUGUGACAUACUAUUGUGGGACGAGUUGGAGCGUUAUGUGGAGAUGCACCCGGAUCGGCUUAAGGUUUGGUAUGUGGUUCAUAACUCGGUUAGAGGAGAUUGGAAAUAUAGUGUGGGGUUCAUAUCGGAGAGUAUCAUUAGGGAGCACAUACCAGGGCCAAGUGAUGAGACAUUGGUGCUGGCGUGCGGGCCACCGCCCAUGAUACAGUUCGCAAUACAACCGAGCCUUGAGAAUCUAGGGUUCGAUGUUAAGAAGUCCUUAUUGGUGUUUUAGAGGAGCAUGCAUUGGCUAUCCUCUAAGUAAUAAGACAUUAUUAUUAAGAUGAUAAAAUAAUGUUACCCUAUGGGAUGAUAAAAAUAACACUUUGUAAGAU